Molecule: messenger RNA, 1833 nt
Organism: Periconia digitata
Lineage: Eukaryota; Fungi; Ascomycota; Dothideomycetes; Pleosporales; Periconiaceae
Source: the annotation of a GenBank genome assembly
UAUGCAUUUGCGUUUGCCUGCCCUUCUGUUUCAUGGACGGAGCUAUCAAACAAGAGCGAGGGGAAAGGUGUUGUUCAGGGAUCGGAAUCGGAACCGCAUCGGAAUUAACAAGUCGACACUCAUUACGAUCAUCAUCGUACUCGCCUCCACGACAGUAUCUACAUUUUACGCUGGUUAGCCUGCAGGAAACCCAUAACGACAUCUACUUGAUGUAACCACGCUCACGACUCAUCGCAAAAGCACACACCUGCACAUCAAUACACGCAAGCACAUACGUACUCCAAUACGCCACAUUUUCCUCCCGAAAAGAGAGCACGUCACAACUUCCAUCAGCACUAAAAGCUUAGACGAGCAGAAUUGGCAACGACAGCUGCAUCGACGAUGCCAAUCGUCAACGAGAUCACGCCUGUUUGCGGCGCGGAACCGCUGUUAGCGUCGAAUAUGAUUGGGGACACCGAAUUAGAAGGGUUGUUUGAAAGCGUGCUGAAUGUGAGAGAGAGUAAAGGGGGCACGAAGAAGGUGCUGCGGGAUGGUGAGCAUGAGUGGAAAGAGUACGGGAAAUUAGGUACGGGUGUGAAGAGUGUGGAUGAAGCUUUGGAGGGAGGUAUAGAAAGGGAGAUGUUGGUUGGGAUAGGGUGUGAGAGUGCUGGUGGAGUGGGGGUCGAGAUCUGUCUCAAGCUUCUGGCCAACUCGCUAUUUCUCAACCCGACCUCCUCAGCGGCGCUCAUCGACACGACAGGAAAUCUAGACAUUUUGCGGUUGUACAAACAGCUUGUGACGCGCUUGCAGUCGGAUGCAUCCCUACUUAAAGCAUUUCCAGUGCAAUCUAGUCAAGGCGAAGGACAUGCCAAAGUGGAAGAUCUAGCGGCGGCAGUGCUCGAACGAGUCAAGAUCAUGCGGGUUUUUGAUUUGGUCGGUGUCAUGGAAGCUGUGAGUGAGGUACGUGAAGAUUUGGAUGCGGUGAGUAAGGCGACAACAGUGUUGGACGUUGAAGGUCAAGAGAAAGAGAAAGAACGAGGGGUCGAAGAGGCUAUGUCGACUUCAGUUCCAGCAGCACCACCACCACGGACGAGAAAAACAGUUAUUGCGGAUAGUGAGGAUGAGGAUGAAGAUGAGGAGAUGCUAUUUGAAGCCGAUGUGAGAGAUUCAUCAUUCAACACCGCACCUGCACAAGGUGGUCAGACCGGAAGAUCGACGGCGGUAGCAGAAAAUUCAAAUGCAGUUCAGGAACCCGAGAAAGAUGAGUCUUCAACCACAAGAAAACUUUCAGACAUACAGAAUGGCAAGGGAGUCACGUUUAUUCUCAUUGACAAUCUUGCCCAUGUCAUCAACCCGCUCCUCAAAAAAGACUAUGUUCACACACACUCACUGGCAUCGUCAUUCCUCCUCUCCCUCUCCAAUCUGACCAAAACACACAAGCUCCAUACCAUACUCAUGAACCCAAGUCCACCUCCUCGGCCUACGCCCCCUCAAUCUAACAACAGCAUCACGAAUAAUGAUGACAGCCCUUAUCGACCACCCCAGCAGCCACCACAACCCCAUACACAAAAAUACAAACCUCAAGUCCCUCCUUCCAUCUUCUCAUCCAACGCGCUCCUUCCCGCACUCCCCAACAUCCUGGUCCCCUUCUUGGAUCUGCAUAUCCUAGUUUCCCGGUUGCCGCGGCGUAAAGCGGAUGCCAAAGCUUUGUAUGUUGUGCAAGGGGGCGAGGAAAAAGCCGUGUGGGGUAGGGGGGUUAGAGGCGGGAGGGGCCCGGAAAUGGUGGGUGUUGUUGAGAUUUUGGCGGAUCGGUGGGGUGGAAGGACUGGUGGAUGGGGUGUCAUGGAGUUAUGA